Molecule: messenger RNA, 4166 nt
Organism: Oncorhynchus masou masou (cherry salmon)
Lineage: Eukaryota; Metazoa; Chordata; Actinopteri; Salmoniformes; Salmonidae
Product: CSC1-like protein 2
Exons: 23
Coding region: 153-2603 (816 amino acids)
Cellular component (GO): plasma membrane
Molecular function (GO): nucleic acid binding; calcium-activated cation channel activity
Source: RefSeq, a predicted model, not a curated record
CGAUAUAUUUAGCCUAUUGCGUUUGCGGUAUUGCCAUUUGAGAAAGAGAAGACUCAAACGGAACAUCAAAUUGGAUUGCCAGGUUCCCCGGAAGAUGCGGCUGUGAGCUUGCUCAGAGUGCUGAUCCUGUGGGUCUUCACCCGAUCGUGACCAUGGGGAUAUGCAUUGCAGGCCAGGAGAACUGCUCUGCCAACAAUGAAUCCAAGGACUACUGUUACUCAGCCCGAAUCCGCAGCACCGUGCUUCAGGGCCUACCCUUUGGAGGUGUCCCCACAGUCCUUGCGCUGGACUUUAUGUGCUUCCUGGUGCUUCUAUUUGUCUUCUCAAUAUUGCGGAAAGUGGCCUGGGAUUAUGGACGCUUGGCAUUGGUGACAGACACUGACAGUGUUGCCUCAGCUCUGCAUUCUGAAGCGCCAGACCGCUAUGAACGUCUCACUACAGUCUCCAGCUCUGUCGACUUUGAUCAACGGGAUAACGGCUUCUGUUCCUGGUUAACUGCCAUCUUCAGAAUAAAGGACGAGGAGAUCCGGGUGAAGUGUGGUGAGGAUGCUGUGCACUACCUUUCCUUCCAGCGCCACAUCAUCGGCCAGCUUGUGGUUGUUGGGGUUCUGUCUGUGGGCAUCGUCCUGCCGGUCAACUUUUCUGGAGACCUUUUGGAAAAUAAUGCAUACAGCUUUGGGCGGACCACUAUAGCAAACCUGAAGUCUGGGACUAACCUUGUGUGGCUCCACACUUCAUUUGCAUUCAUAUACCUGCUUCUGACUGUGUACAGCAUGAGACGACACACUUCCAAGAUGCAUUACAAGGAGGACGACCUGGUGAAACGCACUUUAUUUAUCAAUGGGAUCUCCAAAUAUGCCGAAGAGGUCCACAUAAAACAACACUUUGAACAAGCCUACGAGAACUGCACUGUUCUGGAUGCUCGAAUCUGCUACAACGUAGCCAAACUCAUGUCCCUGAAUGCUGAGAGGAAGAAGACAGAGCGCAGUUUAAAGUUCUUCACUGAUCUCAUGGCCAAAGAGCACAUGCCCACCAUGAUCAACCCCAAACCCUGUGGACACCUCUGCUGCUGUGUCAUCAAAGGCUGUGAGCAGGAAGAGGCGGUGAGCUUCUAUACUAAGCGGGAGGCUAAACUGAAGGAGGACUACAGAAAGGAGAAAGAGAAGGUCAACACCAAACCUCUUGGCAUGGCGUUCGUCACUUUCCAGAAUGAGGCCAUGACCUCAAUAAUCCUAAAGGACUUCAAUGCCUGCCAAUGCCAUGGCUGCACUUGUCGCCAAGAGCCCAAGUCAUCCCAGUUCAGUGAAAGUCUCCACGUCUACAACUGGAGUGUGAGCUAUGCUCCUGACCCUCAGAACGUGCGCUGGGAGCACUUAUCAUUGGGGGGGAUCUCCUGGUGGAUUCGCUGCUUCAUCAUCAACUGCAUCCUUUUCCUCCUGCUCUUCUUUCUCACCACGCCCGCCAUCAUUAUCUCCACGAUGGACAAGUUUAACGUCACCAAGCCUGUGGAGUAUCUCAAUAACCCCAUCAUCACCCAGUUUUUCCCCACUUUGCUCCUGUGGGCUUUCUCUGCCCUGCUGCCGACCAUCGUCUACUACUCUGCUUUCUUCGAGAAACACUGGACGAGAUCAGGGGAGAACCGGACCACCAUGCACAAGUGCUACACCUUCCUCAUCUUCAUGGUCCUCUUGCUGCCUUCACUGGGUCUUAGCAGUUUGGAUGUCUUCUUCCGCUGGCUGUUUGAUAAGAAAUUCCUUGCUGACGCCACUGUCAGAUUUGAGUGUGUCUUCCUCCCUGACAACGGAGCCUUCUUCGUCAACUAUGUCAUCGCCUCAGCUUUUAUCGGUAAUGCCAUGGACCUGCUGCGGAUUCCAGGCCUGCUCAUGUAUAUGAUCCGACUGUCCCUGGCCCGUUCCUCUGCAGAGAGGCGCAACGUAAAGAGGCAUCAAGCAUUUGAAUUCCAGUUUGGAGCGGCCUACGCCUGGAUGAUGUCCGUCUUCACUGUAGUUAUGACAUACAGCAUCACCUGUCCAAUCAUCGUCCCCUUUGGUCUGAUGUACAUGCUGCUGAAGCACCUGGUGGAUAGAUACAACAUGUAUUACGCUUACCUUCCCUCGAAACUGGACAAGAAAAUCCACUCCGGUGCUGUCAAUCAGGUGGUGGCAGCUCCCAUCCUCUGUCUCUUUUGGCUGCUAUUCUUUUCCACCAUGCGCACGGGCUUUGUGACCCCCACGUCCAUGUUCACUUUGGUGGUCCUAAUCAUCACCAUUGUGGUAUGCCUGUCGCACGUCUGCUUCGGCCACUUCAAGUACCUCAGCGCUCACAACUACAAGAUUGACACCAAGGAAACAGAUGUUGACGUGGUUGAAAAUGGCCCCCCACCACUCCGCACCUUCUCCACUCCUUCUACUAAGUCUCAGCAACCAACGUACAUUGCCCAGGUCUUACGGGACCCAAUCACGGAUGACGCUUGCACAGGUAGUGGGGAGGAAGAUCGGGGGUCCUCACAGGAUGAGGAGAUGAUCAACACUGGAAAUAGUCUCAAUGAAUCUGAUUUCCAGUCUGGUGAAGACAGCCUCAUAGCCAACGAGGUCCACCAGUAACACUACCAGCUGAGAAAAGGGAAAGAGCGAAAGAUGGUGAGAGUGAUUUUGGAGAAGAUGAAUGCCAGACACAAACAAACCACCAACUUCACUUUGUAUUCUAAAAACAUCUGCAGUCAUUCCUCCCCCAUGCUCACCCACUCUGUCACACGGUGUAGUUGUCUAAUUUGGAGAUUGUCUGUACGGAUUCUUCAAAGUCCCCUCUCAGUCUAUUUUGAUCACCUAUCUGCGCAAUAUGAAUCUGGGCAUUGACGCCCCUUGUUUUUUUUAUUUAUCUACUGGAGUCCUACACUUUUAUGGAGCUUCUAUGGAGCACAAGUCUAACACUGGUUUUCAUCAAACCCAGAAAGAUGUAGUCCCAGGAAAAAAAACAUACAAUAGCCUAGACUUUGUACAUAUCCCAAAAUAUACCAACCCAUUUUUUUCCUCUCUUAUUGGGAAGAGGGGGGUCCAAAUCGUGCCUGGUUUGAGUUUCUUUUCAUCCAUAUUUCCUUACUUGUGUGUCUAACUACUAAAUCCCCAUCAGGGUGGCUCAGGACUGGUGGAGAGGUCAGGAAAGUUAGGCUACAAGGUCUCCAAUGAAAUCCUGCUCCAAGCACAGGGCCCAUUAACUUUUAUGGGUCUACAGACUCAUACCCAAACUAAACUUGUGUUGGAGGAUAUCAGGGCCAUGACAUCGGCCCUCUAUCGUGUCAUAAGGCAUUCCAAAGACGUCUUUGAGCAUGGCAUGCCAAACAGCCUACCUGCCAGGCUCCGCUUAGUUGGAUUGUGGUAUUUCUGGUGUGAUUUGUUGUCAUGACAUUUGUCUACAGUGAUGCCUUGUCAGUCACCUGCUCCCCUCCAUCCUGUCCUUCUCAGUUUCCAAAGGGUCAGUCAUGGAUAGCUUGGUGACUCUUGCAGCCACUGACAUUGUACAGUUUUUUAUUUAUUUUGUCUUUUUGUUUUUUAUUUGACCUCUACUACCUUAAACAUAUGAACAUCUACACCUGAAAUAGCGCAUAGUUCAGUUGUCAACGUCUACUGUGAGUUCUGUUCACCUUGAUCUUGAACAUUUGCACAAUCUUUCAAUAGUUUAGCUUGAGUUGUAGAUCCAUGGAAAAGCAGUGCUUUUGCACUUGAUGAUCUACCUUUUAAGCCUGGAGUUUUCAGCAGGCCUGUGAGAAGCUAUCUAUAUGGGUCCUGUCUGUGUUUAAGUGUGCACUAGCAGUAGAUCAAAACAUGAGAAGGAGGAUUUAAAUAUUAACAGACCCCCCCCCCCCCAUAUUCUUUAUUAUUCCUGAUUCUUGCAAUGUUUAUAUUUACUUACAGUUGAAAUUUGGAGAGGGGUCAACUACAGAUUUAAUCUAUAAGUAGGAAAAAAAUUGUUUUACAAUGCCUUUCAUGCGCGUGAGCAUUAAAGUAUUUGUUUAUUUUUUGUAGUCAAGCCUUGUCUUUUGUCCCACAGGGAACACAAAACGACAACAAAAAGGUUUAAAUUGUGAGUACCCACUUUGUUUGUUGACAAUGGUCAUCUACUGGUGCCUGUUCUUUUGAGUCAAGAAUUGUUCAAAGAGAAACUAGAUC